This is a messenger RNA of Nylanderia fulva, 1281 nucleotides long. NCBI's taxonomy places the organism in Eukaryota, Metazoa, Arthropoda, Insecta, Hymenoptera, Formicidae. The record is from RefSeq and is a predicted model, not a curated record.
AAACGGAACAAAACGAAACGCGCGCUUGGGUUGGGUUGGGUUGACUUCAAACUCUCGUGUGUUUGUUUGUGGACAGAUUUGUCAAACCUUUUUGUGCGUUCAAGGGAUGCAGAUGACGACGUCCGUCGAAUCUGUAACAGGAAGAUGCCUUUUAAUGUGUCCAGAGAAAGAACGAAGGAUGAGGGAGAGAGAAGGUUUGUUGCACAAAUACGAGAUCGAUGAAGAAACGAAACAUAUGAAAAAGCCUAGAGCUGAUACUGCCAGAACGAUAAAGUGUUUUAGUCGUUCCGCUGCUGGUCAAGUUAUGACAGAUCCCUACUCGUUACGUCCACCACAUGUAUUAUUAUCCACUGUGCGAUACCUAUUCACUGAAAUAAUCACGCGAACGGAUUUAGACUGGACGUUAAUAUACGAUUUUGUGUUCGAUCGACUGAGAUCAGUGCGACAAGAUGCUGUAAUCCAAAGAAUUGAUAUUACUACGAACAUUUCUCUUCUAGAACCAAUCGUCCGAUUUCAUACUUAUGCUGCACAGAGAUAUGCACAAAUUCUUUCUAGGCUCUGUGAGAAAAAUAUUUCGGAAUUUGAUGCAAAAAUAAAUAAUAAACAUUUAUUAGAAUGUAUCAAACAGUUACUCGUAUUAUAUGAUAAACGAGAUUAUAAAAAUACAAAUAAUGUAGAAGUACACGAAGAGCUCGAAAAAUUGGCGUUAAACGAUAGUCGAUUGGAAAUGGAAGCUUUAUAUAUUCUUCUUCAUAUCGGGGAUCAAGAGGCUUUAAAAAGAGCUCUUAUGCUUCCUUCAGAUCUGAAAAAUUCACCGGUAAUUCGAUUAGCUACAAAAAUAUCACUUGCUUGGUAUCUAAAAAAUUAUGCUCGUGUUCAUUAUCUGGUUCAACAAUUACCUCCAAUAUUAGCUUGUGCAUUUUUCUGUAAUUUACAAAGUUUCAGAAGAAGUGCUCUACAAAUCAUGAGUUUUGGCUAUAACAGUAAAGUAUUGACAUUCCCAGGAUUAAAAAUACAAGAACUUUUAUUCUACAAAGAUAUAAAUAAAGUCCAGGCAGAUUGCAAUUUAUUUGGCUUGACAUUUAUUAAUGAAAAUAUUUUAUUUCAAAAAUCACAGUUUAAUAAUCAAGCUUUGCAAGCCAAUCCUGAGAUGUAUUACACUUCUGUCGCAUUACAUAAAUUUAUACCAAAAAUUAUGUUGGAAUGUACUUCUAAUUAAUAAAUGUACUCUUCUAUUGCAAUAUUUACAUUUAUUGAGAAUCACUGGACGAACUACUCGAG